AUGACUGAGGAUAUUAAGAAACAAUCAGAAACAAUUGAUAAAUUAAAUGAAACAAAUCGUAAAUUUACAACAAGUACAACUGUGAAUAUAUUAAAUGAUCUACAGCUAAUGAAUAUACAUGAACAACAUGAAUGGCAACGUUACGAAUUAUUUCGAAAAUACGAACAAUUAUUACCAAAUAAAAAAACUUCUCCUUUCAUAACUCAAUCAAAUUGUUCAUCUGCAUCGUCAAUGGAACCAAUAAAUACACCAUUGAUUAUCAAUAACAGUCAUGAACAUCAGUUAAAUUCAAUCGAAGAUAAUCUAUUAAAUGAUAUUAGUGAAGACUUACGAUCACUUACUGAACAACGAGUACCAGAGUUAUGUAUUAUUGAUGGUGAACCAAUGCAAUUUACCAAUGCAUUUCUUCGUGUGGAUUGUUUAGGUACGAAAUUCUAUUGUACUAUAAAUGAUAUAUUAACUAGUGAUGGUGAAUUUUGGGUUGAACGAGAAUUUUCAGCUGAAAAUGAACGAAAAUUUUAUCAAUUUAUUGAUAUACUUUCAUUAUUUGCUACUAGCUAUGAAUCAUUAAAAGAAGUUUAUAUUGGUCAAUUAGUAGCAUUACAUUAUGAAUCAUCUUGGCAUCGAGCAUUAGUAGUAUCGAAAAGUGAAGGACCAACAAUAACUAAACAACCAAGUGCACGUGUUCGACUUGUUGAUUAUGGUUCAUCAUUAUAUGUUAAUGUUUCACAACUUAAAUGGUUACCUGAACAAUUUUAUUUAUUUCCUUUUAAAGCCGUUGAAUGUGUCUUUAGUGAAGCUAUAAAACCAACUUUUUCCGAUACAGUUCGUCUUACAUUUAAACAACUUGUACUACAUAAACGAUUACGUGCUACUGUUUAUGAUAGAGAUGGUACUCAUAUAUGUGUAUUAUUAAAAUGUAAAACCGAAGAAGGUAUUGUUAAUGUUUAUCGAUAUUUACGUGCACAUGAACAUAAAUCAAGAAGUGGUCGAAUGCUAGAUGACGGUGCUAUAGUACAAUGUUUACAUAAUACUGUUUUUAAUAAUAGUAAUUCUGGUUAUCAAUCAACAAUAUCAAAUAAAUCAAUGAAUACAUCUAUAAAUUUAACAUUACCUAUUUUAUCACCACCAUCACCAAUCAAGUUAACACGUGAUCAACUUGAAAUACGACGAAAAGAAAUAAAGAGAAUUUAUAAAGAACCUUAUGAUGAAAAUAAUACUAGUAUAGUGUCCAGUGAAAGUAAUGGUAAUCUAUCUAUGUAA
Molecule: messenger RNA, 1263 nt
Organism: Rotaria sp. Silwood2
Lineage: Eukaryota; Metazoa; Rotifera; Eurotatoria; Philodinida; Philodinidae
Source: the annotation of a GenBank genome assembly